CUCAGUACAAAUCGUGUUUCAGGUACGGAUCGGGUAGUGACACACAGGACACCCUUUUCGCAUGAUCACGGAAGCACCAAUUUGUUGUCUACGUCAACCUGCGUCAUUCUCGCAUUCUUCACCUAGAAAAUAAGAAAGUUACUGAAAUGGACGCUUUCCACAGCAUUUCCAGAUCGCAUGCUGGGUCAAAUGUCAGUGCUGCAGCUCAGAGUAGAAGCCAUAUUACAGCACCUGCACUCACUAACAAUACAAUAAAAGGCAAUGUCCACAUCAUACAUAAUGCACCUGGUUUCACUUGGUAUCGCCCACACUCUGAAAAAAAAAAGUCAGCAAUAACAUCACUGAUUUUCAAACAUAAGACACGGAUCUGCAGUGAGUAUCAGUAUGUGACUGAGUAUAACUCUCUUCCUGGUGAACAAGUGCUGCUGUCUGAACGCUUCACACAACCUCUGAUCCUUCAGAAACAUAGAGAUCAAAAAGAGAGAGAAGAAGAGCUCCGCUCCAGUGGAGAGGACUUCCAACAGGUCCUCAGCUCCAGGAGCAGUGAUGAAUCUGUCCAUCUGAACUCUCUGUUCAACCCAGAUCACCAUGGGAUCAGUCCUAGUGCUGUUAUACUGCAGGGAAACUCAGGGAAUGGGAAGACCCUAACUGUGCAGAAGAUCAUGCUGGACUGGGCAUCUGAUAAACUCUACAAAGAGCGGUUUGAUAUUGUGUUCCACCUAAAGUGUAAAGAAAUAAACCGCAUUCCUGGCGAAAAGAGUUUGGUGGAGAUCUUGAGCUACAGCUGCAGUUUAACAUCACAUCAGAUCUCACAGAUACUACAGCAGUCACAAGAGAAGGUGCUUUUCAUUAUUGAUGGAUUUGAUGAGUUGAGACUCACACAGGACAUUUAUGACAUGUCUCCUCACACUGAUGUGAUUCAGAAAGCUCCAGCUGAGGUCACACUUUGUGCCCUGUUGAGGGGUCACAUCUUGCCAGAGUCCUUCCUCCUGGUCACCACCAGAUCUACAGCUACAGACAAGUUGAGUCAGCUGCUCAAAGGGCCUAAAAAUUUUACUGAGAUUAUGGGUUUCUCUGAGAAGGGGGUGGAGGAGUACUUCCAGAAGUUCUUUCAAAAUGAUGAACUCUUCAGGAAGGCUUAUACAUUUGUGAAGACAAAUGAAAACCUCUUCACCACCUGCUCCAUCCCUGUCAUCUGCUGGAUCAUCUGCACAACUAUAAAGGAACGUUUCGAAUUUGGUGCAGAUGUAACAAGUGGACUGGAAACCACCACCUCCAUCUAUGUUGACUUUAUGUUCACUCUGCUGGAGCAUCACUGCCAGGGUUUGAAUCAGUCUGUCCCGAACCUGCUGAGGAGUCUUGGUCAGCUGGCAGAGAGAGGGAUGCUGGAACAACAAGUCUUGUUGGAUGAAACAGUUUAUGAAACAAUUUCAGACCCUGCUGCCAAUCCAUUUCUGUGCAAGUUUCUCUUUAAGAGAAGAAUCCACCAGGAGACGAUGUUUAGUUUCAUGCAUCUCAGCUUUCAAGAGUUCUUCACUGCUCUCUACUAUCUCAUUCUGGAUAAAGAAGAGUCUCAGAAGAAAAUAACAGAGUUAUAUCCCAGUCAUGCCCCAGAAUUUUAUCUAUAUCAAAGUAGUCCUCCACGUUUUGCAGCUGUGGUGCAGUUUGCUUUUGGUCUGUUGAAUAAGGAUGUGAGACACAUGCUUAGGAAUAAACAUGGUCUGUUUGUUCACCCAAACACACAGGCCCUUCUUAAAGAAUGGAUUUUGGAAGAUCUCCAAAGAGAUAUUCAGAAUUAUAGAACACUUUUUAUUUUUCACUGCCUCUAUGAACUUCAUGAAGAGGACUUUGUGAUAAAAGCUAUGAAAUCAUGGAAUAAGAUUAAUGCAUAUGGUGCAGUCUUUAGAAGAACAGACUGCUGGGCUCUGCUGUACUGCUCUCAGUGCUGUCAGUGCAUGGAAGAACUGGAUCUUCUUGAUUGCAUACUGACAUCUGAAAAGUUGAUGAUGAUUCUGCCUGCACUCCCCAAGUUUAAGAAAUUAACUUUGCCUCUAAUGGAUCAAUCAGACUCUGAUCUUGUUGAGCUAAUGUGUGCUCUGACGAGAGGACAGACACUGAACUCAGCGGGUGUUUAUGUCUCAUCCCCAUAA
Molecule: messenger RNA, 2150 nt
Organism: Labeo rohita (rohu)
Lineage: Eukaryota; Metazoa; Chordata; Actinopteri; Cypriniformes; Cyprinidae
Gene: nlrp3l
Product: NACHT, LRR and PYD domains-containing protein 3-like
Cellular component (GO): cytoplasm
Source: RefSeq, a predicted model, not a curated record